Molecule: messenger RNA, 1422 nt
Organism: Geosmithia morbida
Lineage: Eukaryota; Fungi; Ascomycota; Sordariomycetes; Hypocreales; Bionectriaceae
Product: citrate synthase
Exons: 2
Coding region: 1-1422 (473 amino acids)
Biological process (GO): tricarboxylic acid cycle; carbohydrate metabolic process
Cellular component (GO): mitochondrial matrix
Molecular function (GO): 2-methylcitrate synthase activity
Source: RefSeq, a predicted model, not a curated record
AUGUCGCUUUACAUGCGUAGCUCUACACGAGCACUGGGCUCUGCCAAGGCCCUCACAAAACAUACCCUCUCUGGCAUCCGGGCCUACUCCUCCACCGGCGAGCCAGACCUCAAGACGACACUCAAAGAUAUUAUCCCCGCCAAGCGUGAGCUCCUCAAAAAAGUCAAGUCUCAUGCGAACAAGAAGAUUGGCGACGUAAAAGUCGAAAACACUCUAGGUGGCAUGCGUGGUUUGAAGGCCAUGGUAUGGGAGGGUUCCGUCCUCGACGCAAACGAGGGCAUCCGCUUCCACGGGCGGAGUAUCAAGGACUGUCAACGUGAGCUUCCCAAGGGUCGCACAGGCACCGAGAUGCUUCCCGAGGCCAUGUUCUGGCUGCUCUUGACGGGCCAAGUGCCCUCCACUGGGCAAGUCCGUGGUCUCAGUCGCGAGCUGGCCUCUAAGGCGGAUAUCCCAGCUUUUGUGACCAAGAUGCUCGACGACUUCCCCGUUGACCUGCAUCCCAUGACACAGUUCGCUAUGGCCGUCUCGGCACUCAACUACAACUCCAAGUUUGCCAAAGCAUACGAGGGCGGUCUCAACAAGGCCGACUACUGGGGGCCCACAUUCGACGACUGCAUCGACUUGCUCGCCAAGCUGCCCACCAUUGCCGCCAAGAUCUACCACAACUCGUACCGGGGGGGAGGUGCUCUUCCCGCCUCGGUAGACCUCGAGCAGGAUUGGUCGUAUAACUUUGCCGCCAUGCUGGGCAAGGGCGGCAAAGAGAAUGAGAACUUCCAGGAUCUCCUGAGGCUGUACCUCGCCCUGCACGGCGACCACGAAGGCGGCAAUGUGUCGGCACAUGCCACGCACCUGGUGGGAAGCGCCCUUAGUGACCCCUUCCUGUCUUACAGCGCCGGUCUUCAAGGCCUUGCCGGCCCCCUCCAUGGCCUGGCAGCCCAGGAGGUACUCCGGUGGAUCCUGCAGAUGAAGGAUGCCAUUCCAUCGUCAUACUCGGACACCGACGUGCACGACUACCUAUGGACAACACUCAACUCCGGCCGUGUGGUCCCGGGGUACGGUCACGCCGUCCUGCGCAAGCCAGACCCUCGCUUCGAAGCGCUGAUGGACUACGCCGCCACUCGACCAGAGAUCGCACAAGACCCUGUCUUCCGCCUUGUACAGACCAACAGCCGCAUCGCCCCGGAUGUCCUCAAGAAGCAUGGCAAGACAAAGAACCCUUACCCCAACGUCGACUCCAGCUCUGGCGUGCUCUUCCACCACUACGGCUUCCACGAGACCUUGUACUACACUGCCACCUUUGGUGUGUCGCGUGGUCUGGGACCACUUGCCCAACUCAUCUGGGAUCGUGCCCUUGGCCUGCCCAUUGAGAGGCCCAAGAGCAUCAACCUCGAGGGUAUACUCAAGCUAGUUGAGGGGCAAUAA